UCUUCAUGUGUUAAAUUUCCCUCUCUUCUCUUAGGCCUUGGUCCAAAUCAGCAAACCUUCCCCUGCUUCAGUUUUUUCAAUCUCACUAUAGCUGGUUGAGAAUUCUCAAUUGAACUUCCUCUUCAUCAUCUUUGACAUCGAUCAUCAACAAUGUCCUGCUUAGAGGUUUCCAAAGAGGGGAAGUUCAAAGAAGAAGCAGAGGAGGUUACUCUUGAUGGGAGUGUUGAUUGGCAUGGCCGGCCUGCAAUUAGAGCCAAAUCAGGGAGAUGGGUUGCUGGAACCAUCAUUCUCUUGAACCAAGGACUAGCAACCUUAGCAUUCUUUGGAGUAGGAGUUAAUCUAGUGCUGUUCCUGACAAGGGUGUUAGGACAAGACAAUGCUGAUGCUGCUAACAAUGUGAGCAAGUGGACUGGCACAGUUUACCUCUUCUCUCUUGUGGGUGCUUUCCUCAGUGAUUCUUAUUGGGGAAGGUACAAAACUUGUGCCAUCUUUCAAGGCAUCUUUGUACUGGGUCUAGUAUUCUUGUCCCUUUCAUCAUACCUCUCAUUGCUUAGACCUAAAGGUUGUGGGAGUGAACUGCUUCACUGUGGGAAACAUUCAAGCUUGGAGAUGGGGAUGUUCUACCUAUCAAUCUACCUCAUUGCCUUAGGGAAUGGAGGGUAUCAACCAAACAUUGCCACAUUUGGAGCUGACCAAUUUGAUGAAGAGCACUCAAAGGAAGGUUACUCAAAGGUGGCAUUUUUCAGCUACUUCUACCUGGCUCUGAACCUUGGUUCACUUUUCUCAAACACCAUUCUGGGCUAUUUUGAAGACGAAGGAAUUUGGGCUCUUGGGUUCUGGGUCUCUGCAGGCUCUGCCUUUGCAGCACUUGUGUUGUUUCUUGUUGGGACACCAAGAUAUAGACACUUCAAACCUUGUGGCAAUCCACUUUCAAGAUUCUGCCAAGUCCUUGUUGCUGCAUGGAGGAAAUUGGGAGUUCAGAUGACAUCAAAUGGAGAGGACUUGUAUGUCGUGGAUGAAGAGGAAUCUUCCACCAACAGCAACAACAGAAAGAUUAUUCUCCACACCCAUGGAUUCAAGUUUCUGGAUAGGGCAGCAUACAUAUCUUCAAGAGAUCUAGAUGACAAGAAAGGAGGCUUUUACAAUCCGUGGCGUCUCUGUCCUAUAACUCAAGUUGAAGAAGUAAAGUGCAUACUAAGACUUCUUCCAAUUUGGCUAUGCACCAUAAUCUACUCAGUAGUUUUCACACAAAUGGCUUCUCUUUUCGUGGAGCAAGGUGCCGCCAUGAAAACUACAAUUUACCAUUUCAGAAUACCCCCAGCAAGCAUGUCAAGCUUUGAUAUCCUCAGCGUAGCAGUCUUCAUCUUCUUCUACCGCCGCGUCAUCGAUCCUCUUGUGGGAAAACUUAAAAAAACAAAAUCCAAGGGACUCACUGAGCUUCAGAGGAUGGGAAUUGGGCUUGUCAUAGCUGUAAUGGCAAUGGUUUCAGCAGGAAUAGUCGAAUGCUACAGGCUCAAGUACGCAAAACACGGCACAAGCUCUCUAAGCAUCUUCUGGCAAGUUCCUCAGUACGCACUCGUAGGAGCAUCUGAGGUUUUUAUGUAUGUAGGACAAUUAGAGUUCUUCAAUGCUCAAACACCAGAAGGGUUAAAGAGCUUUGGAAGUGCUCUUUGUAUGACUUCAAUCUCACUCGGGAACUAUGUGAGUAGCAUAAUUGUUAGCAUAGUUAUGAAGAUCUCCACUCAGGAUCACAUGCCAGGGUGGAUCCCCGGCAACCUAAACAGAGGUCACCUAGAUAGGUUUUUCUUCCUCUUAGCUGCAUUGACAUCACUGGACUUGAUUGCAUACAUUGCAGUCGCAAAGUGGUUCAAGAACAUACAGACGGAAUGCAAACAUGACGAGGAUGAUAAGAUUGGUAACUUAAUUAAGGUCUAAUUCGCAGUGUGUCCACAGAAAUCAAAGGCAAUGGUAACAGCAGCAUAUAUAUAAAUAAGAGAAAAAAGGGAGCAACUAGUCGAAGUAAAUUUGGCUAUAGAGAAGCCCUUUUUACCCGAGUCUCUUGUAACUGUAUUCAGUUUUUUUCUUUUUUCUCUUUUACUCCUAACUAGGAAUUUCAGUUUCUGUUCUUGGUUCAAGGUUGUGUAAAAAUCAACAUUUUGAAGAGACGAUGACAGUUCCAGGGCCCUUUUGAGCCUCCCUAGUUUAAUGUAUGCUCCAUUGUUAAUAUAAUGAAACAUGCCAUUUUCAUUUC
Molecule: messenger RNA, 2251 nt
Organism: Lotus japonicus
Lineage: Eukaryota; Viridiplantae; Streptophyta; Magnoliopsida; Fabales; Fabaceae
Product: protein NRT1/ PTR FAMILY 7.3-like
Exons: 5
Coding region: 151-1935 (594 amino acids)
Biological process (GO): transmembrane transport
Cellular component (GO): membrane
Molecular function (GO): transmembrane transporter activity
Source: RefSeq, a predicted model, not a curated record